Messenger RNA from Naumovozyma castellii, 342 nucleotides. RefSeq names its product U2 snRNP complex subunit MSL1 (gene MSL1). The record is from RefSeq and is a predicted model, not a curated record. The transcript has a single exon. NCBI's taxonomy places the organism in Eukaryota, Fungi, Ascomycota, Saccharomycetes, Saccharomycetales, Saccharomycetaceae. Bases 1 to 342 code for a protein of 113 amino acids.
AUGUCAGAGCCUCCAAGGAAAAAAGCAAGACUCUCUAAGAGAACAAAUAAACGCAAGGAGAAAGUUGAAGAACCAAUAGACCCAAAGAAUACGUUAUACGUGAAUAAUCUAGACGAGAAGAUCAACACCAAACGUCUUAGAACCAAUUUGUUUUUGCUAUUCUCCAUAUAUGGAGAAGUAUUAAAAGUGGCUAUCUCGGCGAAGAAGCAAAGGGGACAAGCAUUCAUAACGAUGAGAACAGUAGAUGAAGCCAAUCUAGCCUUAAUUUCACUAAAUAAUGAGCCAUUCUUUGAUAAACCACUUCACAUUCAGUUUAGCAAAACAAAUUCUUAUAUCAUUUGA